Dujonia railenensis is the source of this 1761-nucleotide messenger RNA. The record is from the annotation of a GenBank genome assembly. Lineage: Eukaryota; Fungi; Ascomycota; Pichiomycetes; Serinales; Debaryomycetaceae.
AUGGAUGUAGAUCAAGGUCUUGCAGCACUGAAAGCAGCAUCUCCAGCAAGCAUGUCGGACUCAGAAUAUGACGAGAUAGAUAAGUUCAACGCUAACCAGGAGAAAAUUUUAUUGGAAGAGGCCGGAAAUUACGGGAGACACUCGGAGGGCGAUGAAUCAUCCGAAGAAGAAGUCUUGGGGAUUGAUGAAGAUAGUGACGAAGAAGAUGUGAGGAAAGAGGAUGAUGAUGAAUUGGAUGAGAGUGAAGAGGAGGAGGAACUAGCCGAAGAAUCAGACGAUGAGAAGAAUUGGGGAGGAAGAAAGAAUUAUUAUGGGGGAGAAGACGAUGAAGAUGUCAAGAUGAUGACUGAAGAGGCCAUGAAGCAACAAAAGAAGCACCUUCAAGACUUGGCAAUGGACGAUUUUGUUGAUGAAGAGCUUAUGGAAGACUGGAAGAAGAAAUCAGAAGACGCUUCUAAGGAAGGUUUGGACGAGAUUUCCAUCUUGAAGGCCACUGAAAAGGGAGGUUUGGAUACCCUUUCCAAGAAGGAAAGGUUGAAGUUAUUGAACCAGCAGUUCCCAGAGUUUGUUCCCUUGUUGGGAGAGUUACAAUCGUUGUCGAUGACGUUGAAAUCGUUGGAAAGUAAGAAAUUUGAGGUAACAGAGGUCAAAAGGAUUGCACUUUCUGCUUACUUGGGUUCUAUCUCCAGUUACUUUGCCAUUUUUAUGGACUCCAUGAAGAACGACGAUGGAUUCAAUAGCAUGAAAGAAAACCCGGUAAUGGAGAGCAUAUUGAGUGCAAAAGAAGUCUGGAGACAGGCAAAUGAGUUGAGUGACGAUGUGGUGGAGCGUACCGUGCAAGUACAUGGAGAUAGUGAAGCUGAGAUGGAUGUUGCAGAAGACUGGGAAGCUGAGAUGGAAGACAUGGAGAGAAGCGCAGAAGAAAACCAAUCGGAACCAGACUCAGAGGAUCAGUCUGAAGAAGAAGAAGAAGAAGAAGAAGAAGAAGAAGAGCAAGCCUCUUCAGGCAACGCUCUUCCUGACAUUACCGUCAAGCGUACCAAAUCCAAGGGUAAAUCUGCUGCAUAUGGAGACUAUCAGGAAUCUUCUACCGCCCACGAUGUUGAUCUUGAAGACAAGACUCGUCGUAAGAAGACUCUUCGUUUCUAUACUUCUCGUAUCGACCAGGCUGCUACUAAGAAUUCCAAUGCUGAGAGGUUUUCGGGAGAUUUAGAUUUGCCAUACAGGGAAAGAUUAUUUGAAAGACAGCAAAGGUUAGUCGAAGAAGCCAGAAAGAGAGGUUUAGAAGAGAAGGAUGUACUUGGAGGAGAUGAUGACGAUAAUGACUUUAAUGACGACGCUGCAUUUGGAAAUUCCGGAGACGACAUAGGAGAAGACCUCCAAAUCGGAAACGACGACGGGGAAGACGAUUACUACAACUCGAUCAAGCAGACCAAAUCUAAUACUAAACUUGCACGUAAACAAGCACAUGAUGAUGCUGUGAAGGCGGCCAAGGAGGGUAAAUUAGCAGAAUUACAAGAGUCCGUGGGAGAUGAUGGCAAGAGGGCAGUCAACUUCCAAAUUCUCAAGAACAAGGGUCUUACACCUCACAGAAACAAGGACAAUAGAAAUUCAAGAGUUAAGAAGAGAAAGAAGUAUGAAAAGGCCCAAAAGAAACUUAAGUCGGUUAGACAAGUGUAUGACGACAGCAACAGAGGUCCUUACGCUGGUGAAAAGACUGGUAUUAAGAAGGGUAUUUCUAGAUCAGUGAAGUUGAAUUAG